Lemur catta (Ring-tailed lemur) is the source of this 1032-nucleotide messenger RNA. Its product is annotated as transcription initiation factor TFIID subunit 4-like. Bases 1 to 900 code for a protein of 299 amino acids. The record is from RefSeq and is a predicted model, not a curated record. NCBI's taxonomy places the organism in Eukaryota, Metazoa, Chordata, Mammalia, Primates, Lemuridae. The transcript is spliced from 6 exons.
AUGGCCCAGGCCUAUGUUGGCCUCCAUCUCCUACAGAAGGUGCCAGAGAUGCCGUCUGAUGAGCCUGGGGGCAUGAGGCCCAGAGGAGACCCACCAGACCCCAGGAGGCUGCAGCAGAGGGCCAGGGAGGAACUCUGCGGCUGGGUGGCAGGAUUCGCUGGGGCGCGAGCCGAGGAGCGGGCGGUGCGCUCGCCCCUCCCGUUGCAGGGAGCCGCCGAGUGUCGGGUCGUCGCCGACCGCAGGCUGCAGGAGCGGUUGAUCUGGCUGUUCUCGCUCGCGCUCGCCCGCCCGCCCGCUCGGGACAUUGUGUUCCAGCCCCGGCGCGCUGGCAGCGGGCCCAAGCGCUCACACCAGCCUCCUCGCCCUGUUUGUGCUCGCGGCUUGCGCUCGGCGCGCAGCCUCCCCGCCGUCGCAGCCUCCCGGCCGGCAGCCACAACCCUGCGAGUGUGCGCUGGGGCAGGGACUGGCGCCCAACCUCAGGGACGCGCGCCCGGCGCGGGUGAGCCCCCGCAGCCUUGCCCACUCACCCGCCUUGGAGCACCCAGACUUAUCCAUCCCCCAUCUGCCCCCAGGGAAAUUCCUCACGCUGGACCGCACCCGCCCUUGAGGACCUCCGAUCUCUUUGGGCAGAGCGGAAGCCAGACAGAGACAGGGACUAUGAAGCCACAGUCCCCAGCCCUGUGUGUGCCAGGAGGCCCUGAGGGGCAGACGGCCAUGCUGCAGGAGGCACUAGGGCCUCCCCCCCAGGGAGCCUGGUGUGGGCUGCAGGGACAGAACGCUUCUCAGAGGAGUUCACCAGGAGACUCAGUCAAGCGUGGGGUUGGACUGAUGGGAAAUUCUAGGUUCCAAAGCCCAUGGGCCCUGCCCCAUCCCUGUUCUUGGGGAGCAAGAGGCACAUGAUGUCUGGAGUCGAGGAGCCCCUGGGAGCGGCGUGGCUGUAUGGGCACUGUGGACUACGUGGGGCACCGGCACUGUGAGUGGUGUUCACAUGGGCGCUGGCUAUAUGAUUCAUUAAACUGAGCAUACACCUUC